This is a messenger RNA of Gregarina niphandrodes, 726 nucleotides long. RefSeq names its product putative protein tyrosine phosphatase. Lineage: Eukaryota; Apicomplexa; Conoidasida; Eugregarinorida; Gregarinidae. Bases 1 to 726 code for a protein of 241 amino acids. The record is from RefSeq and is a predicted model, not a curated record. The transcript is spliced from 3 exons. Gene Ontology annotation, molecular function: 3-hydroxyacyl-CoA dehydratase activity. Gene Ontology annotation, cellular component: endoplasmic reticulum membrane. Gene Ontology annotation, biological process: fatty acid elongation; sphingolipid biosynthetic process; very long-chain fatty acid biosynthetic process.
AUGUCGGCAACAGUGGAGCAGUUGCAAUCGUCUUACACCACCCACGUUACGCACAAAAAUGCCAGGACCUCCUACCUUGUCACCUACAACUGCUGCUGUUUGUUCGUAUGGUUUCUCAUAGGGCUCCGGACCCUGAUGUUCAAUCCAAUCUACCCUAACAACCGACGGCGGUGGUAUGACAAAGUUGGCUUCCUCGUCAGUCUAGCUACCGCGCUCCCUAUACUCGAAGUCGUCCAUGCCGCCAUUGGCCUGGUUCGAUCGGACGCAGUCACUACCUUCAUGCAAGUGGCUUCUAGAAUGCAUGUCUCAUUUUUCAUUUGGAGGCUGUUGCCAGUCACCCACCUCAUGGCUUCUACAGCCCUGGUUAUUACCGCCUGGACCCUAAGCGAAUUCUGCAGGUAUCCGUUCUACAUUUUUCAACUCAUUAGAAAGGACGUGCCAUACUGCUUGAAAUGGCUCAGGUAUUCUGCUUUCCUGGUCCUGUAUCCCCUAGGUAUCCUCGGCGAAGUCCUUACCAUGGUCAAGGCCGUUGACCUGUUCAAGACAUCCAAAUUCGAACACUGGCCGGUUCCUAUGCCUAAUCGAAUGAACUUCGAACUGAAUCUGAGUUACGUGUACAUGUGGGUCCUGCUCUUGUACGUACCCGGAUCCGUCCACAUGUACUCUCAUAUGUGCCUCCAACGGAAGAAGGCCUUGAAGGGCUGCACGUCCGAUAAAUCUCAGUAA